UGAUAGCAACUUCUUUGCUAAGUUUUAGAGAAAGCCAUUAGGAACCAAGUCACACACAUAUAUAUAUAUAUAUAUGUAUGUAGCAGCUAGAUAGAUGGUCAAUUUUUGUGAAGAACUGAAUAGUCUGAAUUCGUUCGCUUCCUUUAGUCGGAAUUACUAAUAUGGCCAACGAAUUAGCGUUUGAUCUGUUCUAUAGAGUUGGUGAUGAGAAGGAUAUUUUCGAGCUUUCAUAUGCUACAUUUGCUGAAGAGUUGCAGCUCCAGGAGAUCCUGAAGGAGUCCAUUAUGGGUUCUGAAAAGGAGCUGGAAGAUGCAGCUAGUGAAGCCAUCAAGAAACCUGAGUGUGUUGUCAGCCAUGGAUUAUCCAACACGGAAUGUACUAUCUCCCAUGCCUCAGGGAUUCAUGAGCCUCGGUCGUUCAAUAAACAGGGGUCAGCUAGAUGGCGUACCCAGCAGAGGUUUGGUUACGUUGAGCAACAGAGGAUAAACUGGGAUGACAAUGGAAGAGACCGUUUCGAGUGGAGGAAACCUACAGGGUGGCACAACAUUAGGGGAAGAAAGGUGGAAGAUGUUCCUCAAACCAGUUCCAGCAACGAAUUUCAUGCAAAAACCAGUUCCUGGGGUGAAGGCAGUCCUCUUAUUGGCACUGGUAAUACUGAAGAUCCUAAGGGUAAAGGCAUAGCCAUGGAUGAUGACUGGUUGCUGGUCUCUAAAAGGAAAUCCCAAAGCAGGGGUGGAAACAGUGCUGACAAACAGCGGGUUAAACUCGGGCAUCCUAAUCAUUUAAAGGGUUCAAAAGAUGACAACACAAAUGCUGUUCACGAAGAUGAUUGCGAUUCCUUGGAUGAUGAGGAUGACUUUGAUUCCGAUGAUAGUCAAAAGAGCCAAGAGAGUCGCAAGAAGAGCAAAUGGUUUAAGGAAUUUUUUGAGAGAAUGGACGCCUUGAAUGCAGAGGAGAUUGAUCAAACCCUGUGGCACUGUCCAGCAUGCCAAGGUGGUCCAGGUGCCAUCAAAUGGUACAGAAGCAUUAGUGACCUGAUAGCACAUUCCAAAAAGAUUGGAUCGAGAAGGGUGAAGUUACAUCAAGAGUUCGCGAUGCUUCUAGAAGGGGAGCUGUGCAUUAGGGGAACCUCGGUUUCUCCUCCUGCUGACCCAAUUGUUGGUACCUGGAAAGGUUUAAAAGAGGAUGCAAGAGAUCAUCAAGUAGUUUGGCCUCCCAUGGUUGUCAUUAUGAACACAAUGACAAGCAAUUCAAAGGAUGGAAAGGUAAAAAUGAUCAGAAAAUCUUUUGGUUUUUAAUAAUUGAACCAAUGAUGCUGGUUUCUAGCACUGAUUGGAUUGAAAAUUGUAAUAUACAUUAUAUUAUCUAAUGUGC
Messenger RNA from Gossypium arboreum, 1374 nucleotides. Its product is annotated as protein SUPPRESSOR OF GENE SILENCING 3-like. The record is from RefSeq and is a predicted model, not a curated record. Bases 162 to 1298 code for a protein of 378 amino acids. Lineage: Eukaryota; Viridiplantae; Streptophyta; Magnoliopsida; Malvales; Malvaceae. The transcript is spliced from 2 exons. Gene Ontology annotation, biological process: regulatory ncRNA-mediated gene silencing; defense response to virus.